AUGCAACAUUCUCCCUUGAUAUCUUUUUACUGCUGUCACUACGAAGAUCACUAUGAGCAUAAUUUGCUGUCAAUUCCCACAAAUGAUUUACGGGAACUUUUGCAGCUAAUACUUGAAGAGAAUUCUUUCAAAUUCAAUGAAAGACCCUUCAUACAAACACACGGCGUAGCUAUGGGGGCUAAGACAGCAGUUGCUUUCUUUGUUAUUUUUAUGGCGGACUUAGAAAAACGACUGCUAAUAGCUAGCCCCUAUAAACCUUUGGUCUGGAAGAGAUUAAUUGAUGACAUCUUUUCACUGUGGGACAUUUCAAUGAAAGAAGUUUACAAUUUUGUCGACUUCGCGAACAUGUGUCACCCUUCAAUCAAGUUUACUUGCGAAAUGUCAUCCAAAUGUGCUGUUUUUCUUGAUACUGAGGUUUUCAAAGGACCUCGCCUUUCAACUCAUCAAAUUCUUGACUUAUGAACACAUUUUAAGCCUACCUACACACUUCUCAUCUUGCCACCCUUCAAACUGCAAAAAGGGUUUUAUAAAAGCAGAAGCAUUACGUCUUUUAAGAACUAACUCAGUUAGAGAGAACUUUGAACAAAAAAAAAAAAACGAGACUUUGAACACAGACUCUGUCAAAGAGGCUACCCUCUAACACUCGUUAAAGAAAUACUAACUGAAGUUAAGUUUACAGACAGAAAAGAGGCUACUCGCAAAAAAACAUAA
Messenger RNA from Porites lobata, 711 nucleotides. The record is from the annotation of a GenBank genome assembly. Lineage: Eukaryota; Metazoa; Cnidaria; Anthozoa; Scleractinia; Poritidae.